UAACAACCAAGGUAGGCGCAUGAGUCAGUUCAGUACGCGAACCGAGAAUAUCCACACUGUUUCGAGUUUCAGUCAAUGAAAAUUAUUCGGAAAGCGUAGCUGGGAAAGCUUCGACCAUCCUGUGACGUCAAUGCUUAGCUCCCAAUAGCGUGCGCAUUCGAAUAUUGAUUAUUCGGGAACAUGGCUGAUCUGUGAAAACAUAUGGAGAAAACCGAUUCCAAAUUUACAACAUGAAAUUCACUUUCAUAUGCAUUGUCAUCGUCAUAUCAUGUAGUGUUUGUGCUUGUAACGAUUUGGACAUAUUUUCCGGUUCUCCAGGCUUCCGGAACUCGCCUCAGCUCACUCUGGAAUCUGCCGGCUUCGACCUUAAAAAUACCACUUUCGGGUCUUUUAACGCCAAAUACUGUUGACAGUCUCUAAUAUCCAUUUUUAGAUAACGUUAUUUUAGGACUAAAAUUGUCGUGAAGUGUAUAUUUUCUGCGCGGGUUUAAAAAUUAUAAUUUUUUUCGCCUUUGUAAAUAAUUUAAAUCAUUGUCAAAAUAACUGUCAAAGUUGAUGUUGAUAUUUUGAUCUGCUCCUGUAAAAGAUAAAAGUUUUGGUGUUUUUUGGAAGAUAAAGUAGUGGCUAAUAAUUAAUUGAGUGUUUAUAAACAAAAACAUUUCAGUAUAUAGUGGUUUAAAACUUAUUUCCCCCUAAAUGGGGGAUAAAAGUGAGUCAGGGACGUCUCUUGUGACGCGAGUGACUGCGGAUAAUGGUGAUAUUAUUAGUAAAAUGGAAUUGAAUAUGCAAGAUGAUGGACAAAAUGCGAGACCGAAGAUUAAACAAUUCAAUUUGCUUUCAGAUAAGUAUAAUCUUGAUAAUAUUUGGGUUUACAUUGAAAGGAUUGGUGAUGAUCUUAAUUUGGGAAAAUUACAUGCAAUGACGAUUGGGCACCUUAUUUUUAAAAAAUUAAAGUUAACGAAUGUUCGAGAAAUUAAAAGUAUAGGUAGGAACCGUGUAAAAGUUUUGCUUACUUCUCGGUUAGAGGCAAAUAACCUCGUCAAUAACAGCUCACUUAAAGAACAAAAUUUGAAAGCAUAUAUUCCUAGUCAUUUACUAGAAAUAAAAGGUGUGGUGAAAGACGUUGACACUAGAUAUGAUGUGAAAUAUCUCAUGGAUAACAUCGAAACUCCUUCUAAUGUUUUGAGUAUAUAUAGGACUAAGCGUAGGGUACAAAAAGAAGAUAAAAUUGAAUAUGUGGACAAAAAAACUAUAAUUAUAACUUUUGAAGGCAAUAUUUUACCGAAUUAUGUUGCCUUUAAUAGAGUAUAUUUUUCUGUUGAACAGUUUUUUGGCCGAGUUGUUCAAUGUUAUAAGUGUUUAAAAUUUGGGCAUGUUUCAGGGCAAUGCCGAAGUACACAGGAACUAUGUAUACAGUGCGGUGAAAUUAAAAAUAAAGACCAUCAUUGCGAAAAAAGUAUGUUUUGUAUACAUUGCAAAAAUAACGAACAUGUGACAAUAUCAAAAAAAUGUCCAUUUUAUGAAAAACAAAAGAAAAUUAAGAAUAUUAUGAUAGAACAAAAAACUACUUUUGUGGAAGCUAGAUUAAUAUGUGAAAACUCCUUUUCGGCACUCAUCAGUCCCAACUCUUUCUCUUGUUUAAAUAAUAAUGAAAAAGAAUUUCCAUCCCUACCAAUUAAUAAUAAUGAUAAAAAUCUUGGUCCGACUCGGCCAACUGUAGAAAUUAAUAGAUCUCAAUUUUUGACUCAAUCAAACUCUAAUAUAAAUAAUUCAAAUGAACACUCAGGAAAGAAAAGAAAAGCAAAUUCACCUAUUUUAGAAUCAACAUCUCAUAAACCGAUGUUCCCCUUCACUUUUGGACCGUCUCAACAUUUGCCAACUAAUUCUUAUACACCGAAUAAUAAUAUCGAAAAUAAAACUGAACUAGCUAAAUCUGUAGCAACAUUUAUAAUAAACUUUUUAAAAAAUAUUCAUACAGUAGAAGACAUAAAAACCUUAGACAACAAAAUAAUUAUUAAAGAAGUAGAACAGUUCAUAAUUAAUUCAUAAUGUCAAUACAACAUAAUUUAAAAAUAAGUCAGUGGAAUUCCAGAUCUGCUAUAUCAAACAAAGGUAGUUUAAUGCAUUAUUUAAAUAAUAAAAGUAUAGACAUCCUCCUAAUUAGUGAAACAUGGUUCAAAAAAGAUAUUAGUUAUCAUUUUAAAAAUUAUAAUUUGGUUAGAAAAGACAGAAAUGAUGGCUUCGGUGGUGUAGCUAUUCUCAUCCACAAUUCAAUUACUUUUAGUGAAUUAAAUUUAAACUCUAAUUUUAACACGGAAAUAGAAGUUUGUGGUGUAACAAUUAAAUAUAAAACAAAGGAUCUGAAUAUUUUAUCUAUAUAUAGACCACCUAAAAGUAAAAGUUCAAUAAAUGAUUGGACAAACAUCUUCUCGCAAGUUAAUAAUUCAGCAAUUAUAGGAGGAGAUUUUAAUGCUCACCAUACUAUUUGGGGAUCUAGUUACAAUGACACAGUUGGAACACAGCUUAUUAAUACUGCAGAUGAUCUCAACCUUAUCGUAAUAAAUAAUGGCGAGCCUACUGUUCUUACCCGACCAGAUCAAAAUAGUUCAGCAAUUGAUGUAACUUUUGUUACUCCUGACAUAGCUAAUAAAAUCCACUGGUACAUACAUUCUGACACACUAGGCUCUAAUCAUUUUAUUAUCAAUAUGGAAAUAUUAGAUAGUACUACAACUGAAGAGUUUAUACCCAGAAGUAAGUGGAACAUUAGAAAAGCCAAUUGGAAUCUAUACACAACCUCAGUUGAAAAUUUUUUUAAUAGUGUUUACGAAAUGGACAGUACAUCUGAUAAAUAUUGCUUUCUAAUAGAUAGUAUGAAUCAUGCUGCGCACAUUUCAAUCCCGCAAUAUAAAACUUUUAAAAAUAAAAUUCGUUGUUCCCCACCUUGGUGGAAUACAGAAUGUGAUACAAUUAUUAAAGAAAGGCAAGAAGCACUGACAGAAUAUAAAAAAAAUGCUAAUUUUAAUAAUUAUAUAAAGUGUCAAGCUAGCAUGGCUAAAACUAAGAAGAAUCUAAAAUUGAUAGCUAAAAAGAGUUGGAAAGAUUUUGUGUCUUCUCUAAACAAAAAUACUCCAACUACAACGUUGUGGAAGCAAGCCAGAAAACUAAAUAGAAAAUCAAUUCCAAAUGCAUACAAUUUGGAUAACACCUUAGAGGAUGAAAUCUUUGAUAAAAUUGCUCCGCCAUCUGUUAAACCACCUAAUACUCAUAAUUAUAUUCCAGAAAAGCAAAGCCAUUUUUUACUAGAACCUUUUAAUAUUACAGAACUAGAAUAUGUUCUAAAAAAUCGAAAUAACACGAGUCCAGGAUUUGAUAAUAUUAAAUAUCCAAUGAUUCAACAUCUCCCUAAAAUUGCCAAACUUCUAAUGUUAGAUAUUUUUAAUUGUGUAAUCAGCAAUAAAUCAGUUAUUGAUCAAUUUCACGAUGUAAUUGUUUUACCAAUAUUAAAACCAGGUAAAAACUCAAAUUUGGCUCAGUCAUAUAGACCGAUUUCUCUUAUGUCCUGUAUGUUGAAAACUCUAGAACGAAUGAUAAAACACAGGUUGGAAUGGUGGGUAGAAAAAAAUAAACUUCUUCCAGAUUUUCAGUUUGGUUAUAAAAAAGGAUAUGGUACUUUAGACGCACUUUCUACACUAGUAACAGAUAUUCAAAACACAUUUUCCAACAACACCUAUUUACCUACUAUAUGCUUAGACAUUGAAAGUGCAUAUGACAAUGUCAGUCUUGACAUUUUAAGGGAAAAAUUGAUAAAACAUUUUCAUAUACCGCCUCAGUUGGCUGAAGCUCUUUAUAAUUUUUAUUCCUGCAGAAAGAUAUAUCUAAGAACUAAUUAUAAUAAACUGAUAGGCCCUAGAUAUAAUAAUUUAGGACUACCACAGGGAUCAGUAUUGAGUCCCCUUUUGUUUAAUAUGUAUACUGCGGAUUUGCAUAAAGUCCCUACUGACAUUUUUAAAUUUCAAAUAAUACAAUAUGCUGAUGAUUUUCUCCUGUAUUCACAGGCCAAAACUUAUGAUAACUCUGUUCAAACCUUAGGACGAAUUCAAUGUUGUGUUAAUUUAUGGUUCAAUCAAAACGGAUUCGAAAUAGCUCAAAAUAAAUCUACUGUCUGUAUUUUCACUCGACAUAAUAUCCCAAAAAUAGAGAAUUUAAAACUUAAUGGCUACGACUAUGCAUUUGCUUCUUCCAUUAAGUAUUUGGGAAUGAUUUUGGAUCGUAAAUUGACUUGGAAAUUACAUAUUGACUUUAUGAUAAAUCGAUGUAAUAAGGGUCUAAAUUUUCUUAAAUCAGUUUCAAGGAUCUGGUGGGGAGCUGAUGUUGAAACUUCUUUGCUUUUCUAUCGAUCAUAUAUUAGAUCUAUAAUUGAUUAUGGUAGUAUUCUAUAUGGCUCAGCUUCUAAACAUAUUUUAAACAAAGUAGACGUUGUACAAAACUUAGGACUCCGUAUCUGUUUGGGAGCUAUGAAAUCAACCCCAAAUAAAGCUUUACAUGUAGAAGCUUUAGAAAUUCCACUCAAUUAUAGAAGGAAAUAUCUCAGCCAGAAAUUUUUAAUGAAAAUUCGUUACCUAAAUAUCGGUCUUUACCAAAAUAUUAACAAGCUGAAUGUAGCAGAUUUAACUAAUAAAUACUGGAAGCUAAAGAACUCUCCUCCCCUUUGCGAGGCUUUUCGAGAUCUGUUAAAUUUUGACUGUGAUUAUAACAUGAUUGAUAGUUUUGGACUCGAAGAUUUUCAUUCUUUUUUACAUACAGUUAAAUUAGUAAAACCAAGUUACCAUGAAAACAGUAAUAUUAGCUCUAACAUCUUAAGAACAUUCUUAGAUAAUUGGCCAGAUUCUAUAAAUAUAUAUACAGAUGCAUCUAAGACGUUAGUUGGCACUGGAUGUGCCUUUUCAUACCUGCUACUAAAACAGAAAAAAUAUUUAAGUUAGGCCAUGAUUUUUCUAUCUUCAGUG
Messenger RNA from Diabrotica virgifera virgifera (western corn rootworm), 5006 nucleotides. Its product is annotated as probable RNA-directed DNA polymerase from transposon BS. NCBI's taxonomy places the organism in Eukaryota, Metazoa, Arthropoda, Insecta, Coleoptera, Chrysomelidae. The record is from RefSeq and is a predicted model, not a curated record. The coding region runs from base 2049 to 4982 and encodes 977 amino acids. Gene Ontology annotation, molecular function: catalytic activity. Gene Ontology annotation, cellular component: membrane. The transcript has 2 exons.